UUUUUUUUUCCACAAAAAAAAACGCAAUGAAAGGUGUUAACUACCAAAGAUUAAAUAAUAAUAAAACACGCUUUUGUGAUUUACGAAGUGUUAAACUUACAUUAUUAAUAUUAAUCCUUCCAUUAACACUUUGCGUUUUAUUUUUAGGAAAUAAUUAUUCUAUUAAUACACAUAAUUUUAAACCAUUAAAUUACACUUUAAUUAAUAAACUUGAAGCUCCCCUCUCCCAAAAAAAUUUGAUUUUUAUUGGGGAUGUUCACGGAUCGUAUGAUGAACUAUUAAAUUUAAUAAAUAAAAUUAAUUAUGAUCCUUUAAAAGAUCAUUUAAUUUUUGUAGGUGAUAUAGUAGCAAAAGGACCAAAAUCCAUUGAAGUUGUUCAAUUAAUCCGUUCAUUGGGUGCUAGUUGUGUACGUGGAAAUCAUGAUGAUAAAGUUUUACAGAUAAAAAACAUUUUAGAUUUUUUAGAUUCCCAAAAAAUCCCAUUAGAUGAAUUUAUUAAGGAACAUGAUAUACCUAAAGAUAUCGUAAAAUCUGAACACGGAUUAUUAGCAAAAGAACUUGACGUGGAGCUUUACAAUUAUCUUCUUUCUUGCCCUAUUAUUUUGGACAUUCCGGAAUAUGAUUUAUAUGUAGUUCACGCUGGUUUAUUACCGGAUGUACCAUUAUUUGAACAAGAUCCUUCUGACAUAAUGAGCAUGCGUAAUAUUAAGAAUGGUAAACCCACAAGUAAAAAAGAUGUAGGUCAUGCUUGGAGUAAACAUUGGAACGCAGCACAGCAGGAAUCUUCUUCUCCUAAAACGAUAAUUUAUGGUCAUGAUGCCUCGAGGAGAUUGAAAAUAAAACCUUAUAGUUUCGGACUUGAUUCUGGAUGCGUAUACGGUGGGGAAUUAAGUGCAUUAAUAUGGAAUGAUAAUAGAGAAAUCAUAAAUGUUAAAUGUAACAAAUAUGUCGAUUAAAGAUUUUACCUAUUUAUUCAUUUAAGAAAAAAUUAUCGUCAAAUUCGUCAUAUCACAAUUUAAAUGAUCUAGCAAAUACUUUCUUUUUUACUUAUUUAAUAGAAGUUCACAGAAAUAAACACUAUUCUUUAUUUAUUAUCUAUACAGUUACUUUAGAUACAGGAUGUUCUGCUAAAUUUCUUUAAUAAAAUAAAUU
This is a messenger RNA of Rhizophagus irregularis DAOM 181602=DAOM 197198, 1152 nucleotides long. RefSeq lists its product as uncharacterized. Gene Ontology annotation, biological process: polyphosphate catabolic process. The record is from RefSeq and is a predicted model, not a curated record. Gene Ontology annotation, molecular function: endopolyphosphatase activity; phosphatase activity. NCBI's taxonomy places the organism in Eukaryota, Fungi, Glomeromycota, Glomeromycetes, Glomerales, Glomeraceae. Gene Ontology annotation, cellular component: cytoplasm.